AUGACCAAUGAAGAGGAACAACAAACAACAAAUCAACAACAACAGCAACCAACACCACAAUUAGUUAUAAAUGAUUUAGAUAGUAUAUUAUCACCAAUAGGUGGUGGUGGUAGAGUAAAGUAUACAUGUUUAGAUGUUUCAAAAAGAUAUUUAGCAUUGGGUGCAAAUACUGGUAGUUUAUAUUUCUUUGAAAGGAAAUCAAUGUCAUCAAUAAUUCCAAAGAAUAAAAAUCAAGAUAAUCAACAACAACUACAACCACAACUACAACAACCACAAUCAUAUUUAUUACCAACAGUUAAAAUAUUUACAAAUGAAAAUUUAUCAUUCACACAAAUUUUAUCAUUAAAUGAUAUAAGGGAUCAAAUUUCAAUUAUAAAGAUAAAUCCAUGUAAUGAUAAUUUAGUAGCGAUUGCAACACAUAAGACCAUAUUCAUCAUUGAACCGAAUAUAUCAAUUCGUAGAGAGAAAGAGAAAGUAUUGGUCAAGAUGACAGAUCAUCCAAAAGAUGCAGAAAUUACAACAUUGAUAUGGAGUCAUUGCGGUGGUUAUUUAUUUAGUGGCGAUGAUUUGGGUAACCUUUAUUGUUGUUCCGUCACAAAAGCUAGAAAAUCAUUCUUUUUCUCUGCUGACCUAGUUUAUAAAUGUGAUUCAAAACUUGUACAAUUGGAUAUAAUACCAUCGAUACCAACAAUAACAAAUACACAACUACACCAGGAUAUUCAAUUAACCACAAACUCAAAUUCAAAUUCGAAUAAUUCGUCAUUAAAUAAUCAUCAUCAACAACAACAAAAUAUUGUACAUACUAUACCAAUAACAAAUUCAAUACCACCAGUAAACUCAAUCACUAUUUCAAUAUUAGCAAGCACAUUAACCAAAUCGAUAGUUGUAAAUUUUCAAAUACUAACAGCUACCAAUGUUGGUAAAGUAUUGAGUAUCAUUCAAAUUGGUAAGAAACAACGUGAGAAUACUAAACAGGGUGCUUGUUUUCACCCAUUUUAUAAAUCCUCUGUUUACACAUCAAGACCUGGCAAAAGAUUAUGGUUAGCCGAUCCAAUUGAUGGUCGUGUUUUAUCGACUAUGAAUUUCACACCAUCCUCAACCACAAACGAAGAUGGUACUACAAAUCCAAUACCAAAUAUAAUAUUGAAACCAAAACCAUUAAUAUCUUCAAAUUCAUCCAAUGAUGCAAAUACUUAUCUCACUGGUAAAUUCCCAAUGAUAUUCUCAAAGUUAUUACCAUUUGGUAAUUACUUAAUAUCAUAUGAUGAAUUAUCAUUACUCUUAAUCGAUGUUAAUGAAGUUGAAGUUUUAGAAUGGAAAUUAGAUACAAAUCAAAUUCAUGACUUGGUUGUUUAUCAUGAUUCAAUCUAUGCAUUACAUGGUCAAAAUCAUUCUAUCUCUAGAAUUUUCACUUCAAUUCCUUUAGAAAUUUUACCAACUCCUCAAGAAUUACAAGAACAAUCUGAUCAAUUACAAAAACAACAACAACAACAACAACAACAACAACAACAACCUGAGGAAAUAAUAAGUGAACCACAAUCACAACCACAACCAAUAGCAAUAGCCUCAUUAAUUGAGGAAAAGAAAGAUGAACAAUUACAACCAAAGAAAUCUGAAUCACAAGAGAAUUUAACAACUUUAUCAAAUAGUGAUAAUAUAAUUGGUAGUGAAAUUGAUAGUACAAAUACUGAUAAUUCUACAUUAUCAAGUAGUACAAAUUCAUUAACUAUUGAAGGUAGUGCAAGUUUGCCAUUAGUUAGUGAAUCAUCAAACCAACAACAACAACAACAACAACAACAACAACCUUCAUCAUUAAAAUCAUCAACUGAUCAAUUCGUUGAUGAUAAAUUAUUGGAUAGUACAACAACGACAACAGCAGUUGAAACAUCAAUUCAAAGAGUAGCAUCAAAAGAAUGUAUUUUCUCAGAUAUUCCUUUAUCAUCAGAACCAUUAAUGGUAUCAACAAGUGUUAAAGAUCCAACUUUAGCUGCAUCAACAACUAGAAAGGUUAUAAAGAAAAAGGUUAUAAAAACAGCAUUACCACAGGAUCAACAAUUAAAUGGAACAAAUAAUACAGCAACUCUAUCAACUUCACCACCACAAUCAAUAGUAUCAUCAUCAACAACAGCAACAACAGCAACAGCAACAUCAACAUCAAUAGGAGCACCAACAGAAGUCAAAAGAACAGUUAUUGUAAAGAAAAAAAUUAUUAAAAAAGCAGCGGCAUUAUCAACUACAACUACAACCACACCACAAAUCUCAUCGCCACCAAUUUCAAAUCCUACACCAUCACCACCUUUAUAUGUAGAAACCGUAUCAUCAUCAACAACAACAACAACAACCACACCAGCAGAAGUAUCAUUAUCACCAAAAAAAGAAGAAACUACAAUAGCACCAACACCAACACCAAUACCAACAUCAGCAACAACAGUUACAGCUAAUAAUAUACAACAGGGUAUUUUUAAAACAUUAAAUUCAGCUACAUCAUCAUUCUUGGAGAUUAAGCAAUUUGCAUUAAAUAAAACAAAUGAAAUUAAAUCUGAUAUUACACAUAAAAUUUUAGGUCCAUCAAGUGGUGAUGAUAUAAAUUCAAGUAAUAAUACAAAUGUAACAUUAAAUAAUACAACAACAGCAACAGCAACAGCAACAACAGCAACAACAAUAACAGAUAAUUUAAAUACAACAAUAGUAAAUGAACAACAAUCACAACAACAUCCAAUUGAAGUUUUAGAGAAAUUAACCAAACAAACCUAUGAAUCUUUACAACAAUAUAAAGAGAAUAAGACAAAAACAACAUCAUUUGAACCAAUGUUACAAAUUUGGGUACAAUUAUUUAAUUCUAUCGAAGAUAGUGUUAUUCCAAGUGAUAUGAUAAAAGAUAUAGUUACAAGUUGUUUCUGUUUUGGUAUAAAUUUGAAAUCUACUAAAGAGUGUAGUACUGGUGGUGGUAGUGGUAGUGGUGGAAAUGGUAAAAGUUUAACACAUACAAAUAAACUUUGUAAGUGUUGGAAUGAACAAUUAGCAAUUGAAUUCAUUAAAGAGUAUUAUCAAUUUUUAAAUACCAAUAGAGUUUAUUUAAAUUCAAAUGAACGUAAAUGGGAUAGAUGUAUAGAACAAUUGGUUGAAUUUGAAUCAUUUACAAAACAAGAAUCAAAGAUAAUCUCAACCAUUUAUCAAUUCAUUGAUUCUUCAGAUUCUUCAACUUGUUUAACAUUAUUGGAUAGUCAUUGUUCAAAUGAUUAUGGAUUAUUAUUUAGAUUCUUAAAUCAAUUAUUAGAAUUGGAUCCAAUUGAAUCUUCAAAAUUCUUUGCAAAACAUUUCCCAAUUAUAUUACCAAGAAAUAUUUUAAAUUUUACAAAUUCUUUAAUUGAAAACGAUGAUAUUAUUAUUAAUAAAAGUAAUGAUAGUGGUGGUGGUAGUAGAAGUAAUAAAGAAUUAGGUAAUUUAAUUAAAUUUGAAUAUUUAAAUCAAUUAAUGAAAUUAAAACCAGAAUGUAAAUUUAAUUCACUAGAAUUAUUAGAACAAUGGUUCCUUUCAAAUUUAAUGAAUAAUAAACCAAAUCAAAAUCAAUUAUUUGAAGAAAGAGAAGAUAUGUCAACAACAUCAACAAGAAAAUUUAUACCAAAAUUAAAAUCAAAUUUAAUUGAAUGGAAAUCAAAAGAUACUUUAAUACAAAUUAUUGAUAAUGUAAUUAAUAAUGAAUAUGGUAAUGGUAAUUUAUUGAAAUCAUUGGAAUCAAUGUCUGCUGAAAAUGGUUUUCAUAUUGGCCUUUAUAAAAUUUAUGAACAUUAUUUCAAAAAUGUUUAUUCUAUGAAAUCCAUUUUACAUAAUCAAGAACAAUUGAAUCAUUAUUCAAAGAAACUCUUGGAAUUAACCAUUUUCACUGAUGAUAAAAAAGGUUUUUCAAAUUGUUUUGAAAAUAGUACAUCAAUUGAAAUUUGGUCAAAUACUUUAGAAAUUAUGAAACAAUUAAGAAUUGAUCAACAUGAAAAUGAAGAUCAAUCUGGUGAAUCAAGUAUUACAUUUGAAAUUUCAGAAUUAUUUAUAUUGGAUUUAAUUGGUAAAGCAAUUGGUCCAUUGGAAACUAUUGAAUUGGUUUGCAAAUUUUCAGAAAUGUUUGAAAAGAGUAAAAUUGAAACUAAAUUAUUAUCAGAUUGGAUUAAAUUUGGAAAAUGGUCGUUGUAUGAUAGACCAAAGUUAUCAUAUGAUAUCUUAUCACUUUUGGAUAGUCAUUUAUGGUUAAAGAAACCCUUGACCAUUUCACCUCAAUUCUUAACUAUGAUUGGUCCUGAAUUGGACCCAACUUUACCAAAUAAUCCAUUCAAAGAAUUCUUUAAUAAACUUGGAACUUCAAGUCAUGAUAGUGGUGAUAAUAUCGAUUUUAAAAUACCUUCAUUCUUUGAAGAUAAUUCACGUAGACAUUGGGGUGUAGAAACUGAAUUAUCAACUGGUUCUUGUCCAAUUUGUACCUUAUCUUUAGCUGAAAAUCCUGAAUCUUCAUUUUUAGGUUCAACACCCGCUACAAUUAUAGUAUUCCCAAAUUGUGGUCAUUCAUAUCAUCAUUGUUGUAUUGAAGAUCAAGGUUGUAUGUUAUGUUUUUCAAAGAGAUAA
This is a messenger RNA of Dictyostelium discoideum AX4, 4611 nucleotides long. Its product is annotated as RING zinc finger-containing protein. Lineage: Eukaryota; Evosea; Eumycetozoa; Dictyosteliales; Dictyosteliaceae. The record is from RefSeq and is a predicted model, not a curated record. Bases 1 to 4611 code for a protein of 1536 amino acids. The transcript has 2 exons.